AUGUCAACUUCCCUUAUUCAUAAUGAAUCUAAAGAUAUUAAGUCUAAUAUUGAUAUUCCUAAAACAAUUUAUUAUAAAAGGAUGUGUCAAAAAUUAGCUCAACAAAAUGAUACCAUUGAUUCCAAAAAAAAGAUGUCACAACAGAUAGUAAAUACAAAUACCGGCGAUAAGAUUACACAAUAUAAAAAUGAAGAACUUAAUAAAGAUGAAAAUACAUUUAAAGAAAUGUCAACUUCCCUUAUUCAUAAUGAAUCUAAAGAUAUUAUUAACUCUACACUAGUAAUUUGUGAAUCGGAUAUAACACCAAGUGACUGUGAACUUGAUACUACCCCAAUAACUGUUACUUGUUUGAGUCCUUCAAUCGACAAUGAAUUUAACAAGUCAAUAGAGAAUGAUAAAUGUUUGUCUGUGAAUAAUGAAAGAGAAUAUUCAAGUCCAUCUCAACAAAAAACAAAUCAAUCAAAAUGCAAUUUAGAUACGCUUAAGUGUACAAAUAAUAUAACAGAAUCUAGAUUCUUAAAUAAUGCUUGUAGAAGUUCCUCCAAAAAUAUAUCUAUUGAAACAAGUCCCAUUAGUAAAACUGUUUUAUCAUCUAUCAACAAUAUUGAAGUUAAACAAGUUCCUAUUACAAGAAAAACUAAUGCAAAACAAAGAGAUAAUAAUAAUUUAAAUAAAUCUGAUAAAGCUGCCCACUCAUCAUGUAUUAAAGAUUAUAAAAAAAAGUAUGACUCAAAAACGGACGAUAAACAACUUUCUACGGAUAUACUUCAUAACCAAAAAUUAUGUACUUAUGACAACAAAAAACAAACGUCGUCUGUCAAUAUUGAAGUUGAACAAAUUCCAUUUAUAAGAAAGACAAAAGUAUUAGAAAAUGAUAAUAAUACUUUAAACAGAUUUAAGAAAGUCACUCGGGAAUCAUGCGUUAAAGAUUAUAAAAAAAAGUAUGACUCAAAAACGGACAAUAAACAACUUUCUACGGAUACACUUCAUAACCAAAAAUGUUGUACUUAUGACAACAAAAAACAAACAUCGUCUGUCGAUAUUGAAGUUGAACAACUUCCAUUUUUAAGAAAGACAAAAGUAUCAGAAAAUGAUAAUAAUACUUUAAACAGAUUUAAGAAAGUCACUCAGGAAUCAUGUGUUAAAGAUCAUAAAAAUAAGUAUGGCUCAAAAACAGAUGAUAAACAACUAUCAAUAGACAUACUUUGUAACCAAAAAUUAUCCACUUGCGAAAAAAUAAAUCAAAAUAAAGUGCCAUCUAUAAACAUUGAUGUUGAACAAUUCCCUAUUAAAAGAAGAAAAACAGUAAAAGAAAAAGAUAAUAAUAGUAUUGCUUUAAGCAAUGUGAGAAAACCUUCAUAUGUUACAUAUACGACUUCUUCAAUUGACAAUGAAUUUAACAAGUCAACUGAGAAUGUUAAAUGUUUGCCUGUGAAUAAUGAAAGAGAAUAUUCAAGUCCAUUUCAACAAAAGAAUAAUCGAUCGACAUGCAAUUUAGAUACCGUUAAGUGUAAAAAUAGUAUAACAGAAUCUGAACAAUUAAAUAAUUCUUGUAUAAAUUCCUCCAAAAAUACAUCUAUUGAAACAAGUCCUACAAAUAAAACUAUGAUACCGUCUAUCAAUAUUGAAGUUGAACAAGGGUCCAUUUUUAGACAUUCUAAUGCGAGAAAAGUAAUAAUUCGUUCAACUUCUGAUGAUAAACAAGAAACAAAGAAUGGAAGACACGUUCAGUUGAUAACUAUAAAAGAUCAUUAUUCAAAACCAAUGUCUAGUUUUAAUGGUGCUAAAAAAAUAGAAAUCGAUGUUAGCAAAAAAUCUUUUCUUAUAGAAAAAGUAGUAGAAAGUAGUAGUCACUUUUAUGUACCACAAGCGAAAAAAAGAAGAGCCAUGAAUUUCAGCAGUUCUGAUUCAUGA
Molecule: messenger RNA, 1914 nt
Organism: Acyrthosiphon pisum (pea aphid)
Lineage: Eukaryota; Metazoa; Arthropoda; Insecta; Hemiptera; Aphididae
Product: phosphatidylinositol 3-kinase 1-like
Exons: 2
Coding region: 1-1914 (637 amino acids)
Source: RefSeq, a predicted model, not a curated record